This is a messenger RNA of Harpia harpyja (harpy eagle), 14609 nucleotides long. It is a transcript of the gene CLSTN2, whose product is annotated as calsyntenin 2. The record is from RefSeq and is a predicted model, not a curated record. Lineage: Eukaryota; Metazoa; Chordata; Aves; Accipitriformes; Accipitridae. Gene Ontology annotation, biological process: positive regulation of synapse assembly; homophilic cell-cell adhesion; positive regulation of synaptic transmission. Gene Ontology annotation, cellular component: cell surface; postsynaptic membrane. The transcript is spliced from 17 exons. Bases 12 to 3017 code for a protein of 1001 amino acids. Gene Ontology annotation, molecular function: kinesin binding; X11-like protein binding; amyloid-beta binding.
AGUGCGGGCGAAUGACGGAGCGGCGGCGGCGGUGGCGGCGGCAGCGGCAGCAGCAGCCUCCGCCCGCCUCGCCUCGCCUCGCCGACAGCCGCCGCCGGAGCUGCCGCGCAGGGCGGCGUGUCGCGCGCGGAGGGCCGGCGCCGCGGCGGGGAUGCGGCGGCGCUGCUGCUGGGGGCCGGCGGCGCUGCUGCAGCUGCUGCUGCUGUUGCUGCCCGGGCCGGGCAGCCUGCUCGCCGCCAAAGGCAGUGAACAAACACAAGCCCUGGAUUGAAACAUCGUACCACGGAAUCAUAACUGAAAACAAUGACACUGUAAUUUUGGAUCCUCCCCUUGUUGCUUUGGAUAAAGAUGCACCUGUUCCCUUUGCAGGUGAAAUCUGUGCUUUUAAAAUCCAUGGACAAGAAAUGCCAUUCGAAGCUGUUGUGCUAAACAAGACAUCUGGAGAAGGUCGACUUCGAGCAAAAAGUCCUAUUGACUGUGAACUGCAGAAGGAGUAUACAUUCAUCAUCCAGGCCUAUGACUGUGGAUCAGGACCAGGUGGAACAAACUGGAAAAAAUCUCACAAGGCAGUGGUCCAUAUCCAGGUAAAGGAUGUUAAUGAGUUUUCACCAACUUUCAAGGAGAGUGUGUAUAAGGCCACCGUGACAGAGGGAAAGAUCUAUGACAGCAUACUGCAGGUAGAAGCCAUAGAUGAGGACUGUUCCCCGCAGUAUAGCCAGAUCUGCAAUUAUGAGAUUGUCACAACCGAUGUUCCUUUUGCCAUUGACAGAAACGGUAACAUCAGAAACACUGAGAAACUGAACUAUGAUAAACAGCACCAGUAUGAGAUAAUGGUAACAGCUUUUGACUGUGGGCAAAAACAUGCAAUAGAAGAUGUCUUAGUACGAGUUAAUGUCAAACCAGUGUGCAAACCAGGCUGGCAAGACUGGAACAAACGGAUUGAAUACAAGCCCGGUUCUGGCAGCAUACCUUUGUUUCCCAGCAUUCGUCUAGAAACGUGUGAUGGACCAGUUUCCUCAAUACAUACCACCAUUGAAUUACAGACCAAUUACAUUGGAAAGGGCUGUGAUCGUGAAACAUACUCAGAAAAAUCUCUGCAAAAAUUAUGUGGAGCUUCCUCAGGUGCCAUUGACCUGUUACCAUCUCCAAGUGCAAUAACUAACUGGACAGCUGGGCUUCUCAUGGAUAACAAUGACAUGAUUUUUAAAUUUGAUGGAAAGCAAGGAGCCAAAAUCCCAGAUGGAAUAGUCCCGAAGAAUUUAACUGAUCAUUUCACCAUCACUCUGUGGAUGAAACAUGGACCUAGUCCAGGAUUAAGAGCUGAGAAAGAGACUAUUCUCUGCAACUCUGACAAGACAGAGAUGAACCGACAUCACUAUGCCCUGUACGUACACAACUGCCGAUUAGUAUUUCUGUUGCGCAAAGACUUUGAUCAGGCUGACACCUUUCGUCCUGCGGAGUUCCACUGGAAACUGGAUCAGAUUUGUGAUAAAGAAUGGCAUUACUACGUUGUCAAUGUUGAGUUUCCCGUUGUUACCUUGUACAUGGAUGGAACAACAUACGAACCUUACCUUGUGACCAAUGAUUGGCCUAUCCACCCUUCACAUAUAGCCAUGCAGCUGACAGUUGGUGCUUGUUGGCAAGGAGGUGAAGUCACCAAGCCCAGAUUUGCUCAGUAUUUCCACGGCAGCCUGGCUAGUCUCACUAUCCGGCCAGGCAAAAUUGAGAGUCAGAAAGUGAUUUCCUGUUUGCAGGCCUGCAAGGAAGGUCUGGAUAUUAAUUCUCUUGAGAGUCUUGGCCAAGGAAUAAAGUAUCACUUCAACCCUUCCCAGUCAGUCCUUGUCAUGGAAGGAGAUGACAUUGAGAAUAUAAAUCAAGCUCUCCGAAAAGUCUCAUACAUCAACUCUAGACAGUUUCCUACUGCAGGCGUAAGACGUCUCAAAGUCUCAUCUAAAGUCCAAUGUUUUGGUGAAGAUGUCUGCAUUAGUAUCCCAGAUAUAGAUGCGUAUGUAAUGGUAUUUCAGGCCAAUGAGCCCAAGAUUACAAUAAGUGGGAUGGACCACUUUGCUAGACCAGCUGCGCAAUUUGAAAGUGAAAGAGGUGUUAUUUUGUUACCUGACAUCAGAAUUGUCAGCACAGUCACUAAAAUGGAGCAUCCAGUGGACUUAAAAGAACAUGAUAGAGCCAAUAAGCCAGUGGUAUUAGAGGAAAUGCUCCACAACUUGGAUUUCUGUGAUAUUUUGGUGAUUGGUGCAGAUCUAGAUCCUGAACAAGAGUGUUUAGAACUAGAUCAUGUGGAGCUUCAAGGAAAACAUCUAGAUGCCACAAAUUCCACAGCAGGAUAUUCAAUCUAUGGUGUGGACAGUAUGCACAACUAUGAACAGGUUCUUCGGCAGAUUCGAUAUCGCAACUGGUACACUUCUGCCACCUUUGACAGAAAGUUCAGAGUCAAGUGCUCAGAGCUAAAUGGACGUUACAUUAGCAAUGAAUUUAACUUGGAGGUUAAUGUUCUACACAGCUCCAACUCCAACUUCAUGGACCAUGUAAAUCAUAUGAUAGCACAGCCACAAUUUCUCCAAUCUGUCCACCACCCUGAGGGAAGCACAAGUACUGUUCACAACUCAGUUGUUCCAAGUGUGGCUACUAUCAUUAUCAUAAUCUGUGUGAGCAUACUCAUUUUCAUCAUAACCUUGGGGGUCUAUCGAAUUCGGACAGCUCAUCAGCACAGCUCUACAGACAACGAAGGAAGUAAAGAAAAUGAAAUGGAUUGGGAUGAUUCUGCUCUGACUAUUACCGUCAACCCCAUGGAGAAAUAUGAAAAGCCUCACCAGACAGAAGAGGAGAGUGAGGAAGACGACAUAGAAGAUGAAGAUGAAGACACAACCAGUGAUGAAUCAGAUGAAAGUGAGGAGGAGGAGGAGGAGGAGGAAGAGGAAGUCAUUGUCCAAAAGGGAGACAAACAGAAUGGCACCAGGCAAGAGCAGUUGGAGUGGGAUGAUUCAACACUCCCAUACUAACAGCCCUCCAGCCACAUUGCUCUUUUCUAACAACCAAUACAAUGUUUUUUCAGAGUCUAUGAAUUCAUUGACAGGAUUUGAUCUUUUGCUUGCUUGUAACUGUUUUGCCUAAAAUGAUCUUGUUGUAGUAAUUGAUAAUGAUAGAACUGACCUUUUUCUUACAAAGCCUGGAGAAAACAUGGUACAAACAUACAGGCAUCACCAGUAAUAAAGUAAUCUAGAACUUGAUCUGUUAGCAAGCAUAGUUCUCAAGUUCCUGUUUCUAUACCGCAGAUACGUGACAAAAGUCCUGUCACUCAAUCCAUAGAGGUUUUUGCCUUUGCUAUUCUUUUUUCAUACAGGAGAGAUUUCAGCUUGUUACAAAGAAUUGUGUGGGUCCAAAUAACAGUUGCCAUUUGACAUCACACUCUUACAGGUGUAAAGAAUAUAAUCCACCUUCAAAUUGGGGCAGAGUUUUAGUGCUACAGGUGACAGAGACUGAAUUCCAUUUGUUGUCUCGUCCUGCCUUCUUGGAUGUUAACUGUCUUCUACGAGGGAAUAUCUAGGACUUGACAUGGGAUGCAUGUGUGCCUGUGUAGAAGUGGACAGUGUAUUUUUCAGGCAUGCUGUCAGAGCCCUCGAAUACAGGGAUUUUAUCCAAUCCAUCCAUAGAAACUUAAGAGAGUUUAAAAAAACAGCAAUAAGUGGCUGCUGAAGGUUACGAAAAAAAAAUUGUUCUGUGUCCACAGGUUGAGUAAUAUGAUCUUAUGCAAACUGUAAAUUCUAAUGGAUUGAUUUACUGAAAACCUGUAGACCUGCUCAUUAGUUAUGGAUUGAGCAAUUUGCAGCAAAUCAAUGCUUUAAACCGUGUGUCUUGUAAAAUCAUUAGAUUGCUGCAGUAUCUUACUGAACAAGUGGAAAAUAAGUGACCCCAUUAUUCCAUAGCUAUGUACGGUUGGGAUUUAAACAAUGAUUUUACAUGAGGAAAGUGUUCCCUUUUGCUUUAGUGAAUGCCAGCUGGAAUUCCUGUCUGACUGUAUUCUAUAAAACAUUAUGCCCUAUUUCUUCUGUACCGUUACCCACCUAUGAGUGGCAAAAGAGAAAGUGACAACAUACUUACACAACUGUCAGCUCCCUUUUGUGCUCAUAAUUCUCCCUUAUUUAUUCUUGCUGAAGCCAUUAAUGUUGAGAAAAGGUUUUAUAAAGUAGAAGAAGAACAAAUAAAACCUACCUGGAACCAAAAGAAGUGAAAACGAAACCUAAACUCUGAAGAGGUUGAGAGAGUAUUUUAGUUUGUUAUGGUAACACAGCAUAUUUUUCUUAAACACUGUUUAAAAAGGAGGAAAAAAAAAAAAAGCAAAGCUACAUACAAUGUGUUGAUAAGCCUGUGUGGUGUGUUUUUUGUCCCCUUUCCUCAAUGAUCUUUGCAUCUUCAAAUUCUCUGCAUACCAAAUGAUGCACCACUUGCUAGGACAACUAACUAACUGCUCUAAUGCAUAAAAAAACCAAAAUAACAUGGAAUUGAAUGCUGCCUAGUGGCUUGUCUGGGUUUUUUUUCUGCGAAGUACUUCCUUUUCUUUACAAUUUCAUCAUUGACUUUUGCUUUUGUAACUUACUGUUUAAAAUGAACUGUUUCCUCUUCGCCUGUCUCCAAGAGAAACAGGCAGUCAUCAGUCUUGUACACAACAGGACCUUCUUGAGCACCCGUGAAUGGCAGUUGAUACUGCAAAGAGUAACUUGAGCAAUCUUGAGGUUAUCCACCUCCCGCAACACUAAAUUAUUAGCAGCUCCUGAACGUCUUUGAAUAUUGAGCAUAUAUUGUGGGUUUGGGGCCUCUUUUAAUUAAUUCCAGUUUCUGUAUCUGACAGUUGCAGGGAAAGACUGACAGCAACUGGACCUUGUAGUUUAAUAACUAGAAAGUAAAUGAGAAGAAUGCUAAAUUAAUUUUAAAUUUAGACAUCUUCAUGCUCUUUUUUGUUGUUCCCACAAUCAUGUUGGCACAUGAUUUUUAAGACUGGCAAUAUAGAAUUUUUCUUAUGUGAGCAGUCCUGUUUUAUUUUUAUUCUGGUCUCUCAUGUGUAUUAAACUUAGAAGAAUAUUUGCAGAAUCAAGCCCACAUAACUACAAUUUAUCUGCAGGAAUAAAGAUAGUAAAAUUCACCAAAAUUUCUGUUUAAUAAAAAAUUAAUUUUAAAAUUUCUGAAUAUCUUGAACAGAAAUUUUAUGUUAGAAUAUUUCCUAGCAUCCUAAUAUCCUAAAUCACUUCAUAGUGUUAAAUUUUGUUAGUGACAUGAAACAGGGUCUUCAUGAUGCUUGUUAUCAGCAUAUCAGCAAAGUUUUCUGCUCAGAAACAAAAAAAGAUUUAAAAUUAAAAAUAGAUAUUUAAAAGUCAAUUUCAGAUUUAAAACUGGACUUAAAUUAUUUUUAAAGUUUCUGUUAUUCCUGAUUAUUAUUAUUGUUGUUAUCACAGGAAACAUUAGGGAAACUUGAAGACAGCAAUUUACCACCUUAUUGACAUCCUUUAAUUCUUUUAUAUGUUCAUGUCUUCUUCAUCAGUGUGUUUCCCCAUCUAACAGAUUUCUGUCUUUUUGUUACUGGAAGCAAAUCUUUUCAGGUCGUGCUGGUACAUUACACAAGAAGCAAAGUAUUUUCUCUACUGUAAAUAAACCUACAUUUUUAAACCGAAGCAAAGUAAUACAGGCAUGUGUAUUAUCACUAAAAUUUGGUUUGCAACAAGAUAUUCAGCAAACUAAAAUGCAUCACUGUACUUAGAUUACUCACUGGAGUGCGUUACGCAGCAUUCUUCAUUUAAAUAAACAGAAAAAUCCUUUUCACAAAGUGUUAGUGAGAAUGAGAUACUUCUUCAUAAAAUGAACAUUAGAAUAUUUGUACAGAAGUUGAAAGCAAUGGCUUCAUAAGCAAAAGCCUACUAGUAGAAUGACAUAGAAAUAUCACUUUUUCUGAAAUAAUUUUAGCAGUAUGUCCUCCCCCCUUGAAUUAUUUUUUUUAUGUAAACUACUCACCUAAAACCAAACCAGAACAUAUACAUAUAUACGGGCAUACGCAUACAGACACUUUCCCCACCCCCAAUCAAAAGCCAAAAAUCUCUCCUUUCCUCUCUGAAAAAAAUUGUUUAUGCUGCAAACUCAAAAAUGGCAACUGCAGUGUCUGGCUUUUUAAGAUGUAAUGUUUAUCCUUAGCCCAGUUGCAAGGUUGAGCUAUCAAGACACACAAAUAAAUGUGGGGGUUUUACACUAGCAAUAAACAAGUGCAUCCAAAAAAAAACGAAACCACCUCUGAAGAGGUACCCAUAAUACAUGGUGUCAGAGGUCUAAAAUGACAUCACAUCAAUGAAUGCCUUUAAAUUUUUGAAAUCCUAAUCGAAGGCUGGAAAAUCUACAAAUGCAAAUUCAAGAUGGUGAUACACUGUGUUAUUUGAAUUAAUAUAACUGCCUAAGUUGCUUUUGUCAUCAAUAGCUCACGUUUCUUUUUCACUUCUACCCCCUCCACAGAUAUUUUAUCUUUGCAAAUAAACUUUAAAGUGCACAGUUGUUUCAAUUAAUCUCAAUAGUUACUGCACUGGCUGACACCAGUUCAAAUUAGAAAUAGAUAUGUAGGGUUUAUGACAUCCUUAAUACUAAUUAAAAUAAAACAUUGUUAUUUGUUCAUUCAAACAGGCAAUAGUAUCCUGCAGUGGUGGCUUGACUGCUUUUUAACUGGUGAUGAUCUCCCUCCCCAAGGGCUAAUGGGAAGGUGCAGUUUAUUUCCCUUUCUGGUGUGGUGCAAUACUGGGCUUGCUGUGAGCACGUGCACCAUCCUUGCUUCAUUCAGGAAGAAAAUAAGACUCAGCAAGGGUCAGAGGGUUAUAAAGUUCCUCUAGUGGGGAUGAAGUCCACUGUCUCCCACCUGACCCUAAGCUGAAAAUAAUGCCACGGGACAUUAGUAGCCCCAGGUUAAGGACGGGUCAGAGGGUAAUUCAGUAGCAGCCCUUACUUUACUUUGGUAACCCCUUUUGAGCCCUGUACCUACUUUGUGUCUCAGCUGUCUCUUUCCCUGACCUGUAACCUGAGAGGCAGCUCUAAUGCUUUUUACCUGGUGAGGAUCCCAGCAGGUUGGGACACUUCUGGAAGUUUUGAUGCCAGCAUGUGCACCACCCCAUUCAUCUCCACCACCAUCCAUGCUUAGCAGAAGAGGAGAAUGAAAGACUUCACAGAGGUGACAGCGGGUAAAGGUCUGGUGGGAUGGACCCAUGGAGCUGCUCCCGGUAUCCUGGAAUAUGCAUUAUAAUACCAAAAUUAAGGAUGUUUGCAAAAGUGUAUGGAUACUUAGAGAGGGAGAGGCAAUUAAACUGUGAGGACACCUCCAGGGCUUCAAAAAAGUCUCCUCGUCCCUUAAUUCACUCAUGCUGACUAGAUUAAAUAUCUCAAUACCAGUAUAUCCCCACCAGUUUUUGUAUGCUUAUUGAAAAUUACAACAAAAUCUCAUAGCAAAAUGCAAUUCCCAUAUAAACAAUUUCCAGGAAUGUAGCAGUAGGCAAAGGAGCCAAGUGCUAAAAAUCUUGGUGUCUGACAUCCUGACUAAUAUCCUAAUUUUUUUUCGCAAAUUUGCUUCACCUCUGUGGAGUAUAGCUGUUUGCCGGAUGUAUACUGUAUACUAUUUCUGCACUACUCUUAAAAAGCACCAAUAGGUUAACAGCAAGAAAACAGCUCAUUUGGCAGAAAAAUCAAGCUGUAAAAAGGUGUUUUAAAUAUACUUAGGUAUUCAUUUCUUGAUUGAAUCCUGGUGUUAAAAAAACCAAUUUCAUUAAAUAAAAUUUUGGACAAAUAUUGACAGUUGCCAGACUGAGAAGUAACAGUGAUAUGAGCAGAAUUUUGCAAAAACAUACACAAACUGACAAAUUUUAUUGCAUAUAUAUAAUAGUUUGUAUACAUACAAAUUUUAAGUAAUAUUGUAUGUGUGUGUAUAUCUAUAUAUAUUAAAAAAAAUAUAUAUAUUAUCUAGAUUGGAAAUACACCUCUUGUUUUAUCCAGCAUUUUUUAUGAAGCUGCAUGGAUUCAGACAGCACAUCUAGAGUUGCUCUGAGACUAUUUGGAAAUGCUGGAAUCAAAGGAUAUAGCAUCUGUGCCCUUAAAAUGGGCCAAUUUAUGGCUUUUCAGGAUCCCAGUCAGAUGCUAGUCAUCUUGCUGGCUAGCUGGAAAUCACAGACAAACAAAUAGCCAAUGAGCUCUGGUUCUGCCAGAUAAAAUUACUGAACAAAAAAAGUGGAAAUAUUUGGGGGAACCCGGAUGUGCAGUAGCCUCAUCUUGAUGUUUCACUUACUUUUGACUGUAAACCUUGGGAUCAAUGCACCUCUGAAUGAUCCCUGUAGCUGCUGACCUGUAGCUUAAGGCAGUUCUCAUACAUCAGUUGUUGGGCAAAUCUAAGGAGGAGAUGGAAGUAAAAAAAAGGUCUGUCAAAGACAGCAAAAGCACCUUUGAAACAACUAAAACUAUUACUGUUGAUUGUACAUAAUACUGUGCUAUGUAAAUAUGAUCUUCCUCAUGUUUCAACCAGUAUCACCAACCAUAUAAUAGCAUUAGGUUUCUGCCUCCUCAGGCUAAGCUGAGAAAGAUGACAAGCUUUGUUCAUGCCACAUCAUCAUUGCCUACAGAAUACACAGACCUCAUAGUGUAAAAAUGCCACUCCAAACAGCCAUAAGAAUGGCAGCCACCCAAGUCCCUCAAUGAUCUAGGUGUUGCCAAAAAAAAAAAAUGGCCCCCAUGCUUCUGUCCAAACCAUGGAGCACUUUGCAAUACAAUAUAAAUACUUUCUACACAAAGUAGAAAGAAGCAAACAGAGAUCCUGUACAAUCUUUGUACAUUUGGGUCAAAUGUUUGGGAGGUUUUGUGGUUUUUUUUUAAAAAGCAUAACAAACAGUAUGGGGAGUGUUAUAAGCUGAAAUGUAUCAGGUCCCUUAAUGCAGCAUGUUUCAGAUUUCCAGUGAAGGAGAUGACAGUCUCAGAUGAACCAACAGUGAUUAGACUGCUUUAGCACUAGGGUGUUUUGUUGUUUGGGGGUUGGGUUUUUUUUGGUUAGUCUCUCCUGGAAUCCAGAUUCUUAGCAUGGAGAAUAAAGUCAGGUUUGAAGGAUGACCACUAAAGCUACAGCAGAGUAAAACACAUACUCUGUUAACACACUCAAUCUCAAGAAAUGUUUCUGCUAAAUCUAUCAGGAAAAUUACUCCAGCGGUACCUCAGAAGGUAAUUAUAUUUCAUUACCUUUGUACGAGUAACAAGGUACAAGCCUGGUAUGGGUUUUUUGGUUAGGUUUCCCCCCCCGCCCCACCUAAAGAAGACAGGAUCAUAAAAUAAAAAUUCACAAUGCUCAAACAGAGCAAAAGUGAAAGGGGAGCAAGGGCUUUCAUUUCAUAAACCUCUGUCUAACAAAGAGUUUUAAAAUAAUAAACAAUUCUAACCCAUAUUGUUGAAGCUUAACACAAGAAAAUGAAUCCAGGUGGUUUUGUAUGUUCCUAACUUCAUUCCUGGUGAUGAAAAGGCAGUUACCAGAUCAAGUACCCUUUUCCCCCAGAGGCAUUUUGCUGCCUUUUGAGUAAGUAUUGACAGUGGUUCACCAGCUACAGUUUCCAUUUCUCUGCUUAUAAAUAGGAAUAAUGAUACUGACAUGCUUUGCAAAGUACUGUGAGCCCUGUAGAUGAAAAGCACUGUCAAAGAGCUUGGUGAUGUUACGAUUCAAUAAUUCUGUUGCAGCUCUACUUACAGCCCUCCAUUGUAGAACACCCUAAACACACACACAAAUUGAAUGACACAAUGAUUACAGUCAAGAACUUUGGGCUCUUGUUUCAUUAGUGAUUGCCUAUGAAGAAACACUCACAAUAGUUUGAAACAUUACAAACAUUUAAAAUAGAGUUCAGAAAAAGCCCUCAUUCCUGUUUUCAACUCUAACUCAUGUGGAAAUUGUGCGUUCAUCAGCUGUUGAAGCUACAGGGCUGUGUAUUGUCAGUAUUUAUGCCUAUGCUGAGAACAAAGCAGCAGAAUUUUUUCCCACCUAAGUACAUCAUAUGAUAAAAGAGUGCAGCUUUCACUAAGCAAGGCGCAUAAAGCCUGCCAUGCAAAGAGAAGCUGUCUCCAAAUGGGGGACAAAGGUUUUACAAUCGUAUUCUAUACUCACACUUUAGAAACCCAGAAAAUUUCAUGGGAGUAAAAGGCCUUUCUGCUGUCUUACCUAUUCUUUUUGUAUAAAUCUAGAUGCUGUUUGGGGUUUUCAGAGGCGUUUAACUUCCCAACUGGAUAUAAAGUUCUUUCAGGUUCCUCUAGGUAUAUUAACCCAUAAAAUAAUUUUUGGCUGAUAUUUUCAGGAUAUCCUAAGGAAAAAACAAACAAACGAACAAAUUGUUAAAAUUAAAAUGUCUUUUUUCUUUCUACUCCUGCCUCCCCUAAAUACUUAAACAGAUACAAAAGACUUGAUCAGAUAACCCUGACCAAGCCUGUGACUACAAUGACAUUUCAAAACAGUACUGAAAUUGGCAACAAAUUCCUGUCUACAAUCUGCUUAACGUGCAUACAUAUAGAUGAGAAGGUGGAUGGUUGUUUUAACUGGGCAUGCUCUUUAGAAUGUGGAAUGGAUCAGCCGCAGUCAGUUCUUUUAGAAAAUUAAAUUAUUAUUUAGGGAAGAGUGAACAGAGAGGUAGAAGAGAAUAAUGCAUGAAUAACAGACAAAAAGAGUUAAGGUUUACAGCUGAUGUGAAAAAAGCUGGAAUUUAAUCUUCUAGAAACAAGAGCGAUUAAAAGCUUGAGUGUCAAACAGUAAGAAAAUGGAAACAUGCUAUUUUCAUGUCCAGGACAGCUAUCAGAAUCAACAAGAAGGAAAAUGAAUAUAGGAUAUUGAAAGGUUCUGAGAUGACCAUGUAUAUAUGCACACACGCAUAUACAUAUAUACAAAAAAAAUCACAUAAUCAUUCCCAGCAUGGAGGUGGUUGUUGUGGUAAUAAACUAGAACCUUAAGUUAUUUAGCAUGGUUGCUGCUGUCUGUAGCUGCUUCAUUAGUUACCAUUACACUACCUUCAGCAGAGCUGGGAAAGGAGCAAAACCAUGAUGAAUGUUGCUACACUGUGCCUACAUUAAGUAGGAAAUGCUUUACAGCCAAGGCAGGCCUAUGGUGAUUUGGGCAAAAACGUUUCGUCUGUAGUGACUCAAAUUUUAUGGUACAGUUACCACACAUUUUAAUUUGAGGUAAGAAACAGAACUUUUGCACACAGACAACUGUGUUGAUUAGUUUUAGAGAUUCUCUACAACCAACAUACUCCAUAGGUUGGAUAAGGAACCGGGAAUAUCCAAGAAAGACUGUACUCCAUGUUGCAAAGUCUCUUAAGUAAACUUUUUGUAAUGAUCCAAUUUCUUAAGUGACCACAUAGGUAGGAAUCUUGAUUUUUGAAACUACACAAGAUAACAAAAAAUUUUCAAGGAUAAUGAUCACCCCUGGACAAUUCUGAGAGCUGAAGCUAUUACCUCUGUUCUCAGAAUCAACCAUUAGCAUGUUUAUUGCUAGAUCCUCCACAAACUGGUCCAAAAAAAUGUGAGGUACAUCUCAAAAGAUGUUUUUUUAUAUUCUGUAGUAAAUACUGCACCACCAGAAUCUUGAGUAAAUACUUGAUUGUGGUUAACAGGCAGUUCUGUUCAAAGGGUCAUCACAUCAGGGACAGAAAGAUAUACCAGAGUGGGUUGUUGCUUUGCAGAGUAAUACGCACUAUGGUUAGGAUUCCUAAUAACUUUUUCAUCUAAAUUUCAGUGGGUUUAGAAGUUGCUGCUAGACUCAUUAAAUCCUAGAAAUAAAGAUUAAUAGACAGGAAGAAAAAGUAGUACAGGUAGAGUAUUAUGCUAACAGUGCAGAAUUGUUCCCUAGAAUAUAUUUUCUAGUGUUAGGGGCAGGAGUGGGGGUGUUCAACCUACUUAAAUGUGUCUAAGCCUGGGGCUUCUACCACUUCCCCUGGGAGAUUAUUCUAGGGCUAUUAGAAUUCAGCAUUAGAAAGCUUUUCCUGGUAAUAAAUUUAAAUAAUGCUUUUUGUAAUUUUUAUCUCAUUCAUCCCAAUUAUACCUUUUUGCACCACCCUAAAUAAUGCCUCUAACCAUGAUUUAUAUCCUUUGAAUAUUUUUAGAUAGUUAUCAAUUUUGUUGCCUUUGGUCAUUUAUUAGAGAGGCUAUGAAUCCCUCCUCCUCCCAAUUCAUUCCUUCAGUCUCCCGUUUCUUAACUUUUCAUGAAAUGUCAUUAAUACACAGACUAAAAAACCUGGUAUUUCCUUAAGUUAGUCAUGGUCAGUUCACUCUGUUAAAGUGCUCUGUGUUGGUGUGUGUCACUGUGUAGGUUGUCAAAGGUUAAACAAUAAAUUUAUACUGAAACUUGGUUUUUAAAAACAUCUUUGCUGUAAUCUAUGGAUAAGUUCUCAUAUAAUAUGAAUUUGGCAGUGUCUUUUAUGUCGGUAUGAUUUAACAAAGCCAACCAAUAAACAAAGCCAACCAAACAAUAAAAAAAAGUAGUAGUUUGUUAAAAUUUAGGUUGUUAUCAUUAAUUUGAAAACAGGCAUUGUCAUUCACAUACCCAUGCUUUUAAGUGUCCCUACACUAAACAGUAACUAUUACCAAUAUAUUCCUUUAAGACAGUUUAGUAUAUGUUGUUUCUCCUCAAAUCUCACUGGUAGAAUGCACCUACUUUCUAAAACAAGUACUCAAGGUUUCUAGCCAUAUAUUAACUGCUGCAAAGAAAUAGAAUUGUGCCAACUUUUCCGAGUACUGCCAUGCCUAACAUUAUAUUGCAAAUGUGCAAUGCAUUUAUGGCCUCUGGCACAAUGACUAUACGGUUAGUUUUCAAGCAUGCCUCAAGCAAACCUCUGUUCUCUGGCUCAGAAGCCUGAUUACACAACCAGGAAGGAUGUACAAAGUCAGCUUGGGUCUUUUAAUUGAUGUAUUUCCUCCUUCUACCCCAACCUUCUGUACCUGAAAGCCAAAACAGAACUGAAAUCCUUGUGCUCAAAGGCCCACUGCAUCACUAAGACCCAAGUGAAAUAGAACUGUCUUCCUCAUUUGCUCUAAAAGGAUUGAUGUAAAAGGGAGAGCAGGCACACUAAGCCUUCCAGUGUUGAAUUAAGGGUCCUAUACAUUUCCCUCAGCACAUCUCUGUCCCUAAUAGGUGUCAACCAGCAUUGUACAAAUAAUAUUGUCGGGAAUGAAGAAUUGCCAUCACUGGUUCUAGGUCACAUGAUCAAAGAUGACUACCUUGGCAGUGGCUAAUAACAGUGGAUGAGAAAAGCUAGUGGAAAUACCUUUCAGUUUUCUAAAAAACUCUGUGUCAUUAUAGCUUCCUGUCACUUCUCUGCCCACCUUUCCAAAACCAGCCAUUGCAUGAAAAGUACAUUAAUAAUUGCAUGAAGAGUAACUUAAGUCUUAUAGACCAGGUGACAAGAUGAUUAAGCCUUGCAAGGUGAGGUUGCAACACAAAGGGAAAGAAAAAAGAUGAAGAAUUCCUGAGCGAGGAACUGUAAAACAUGACCGAAGUUGUGACGAGCAGCAGAGCAGGAAUCAGACAUUCACCCUGAAUAUUGCUGGACUUUGGUGGAAGGGGUUGUUUCGAGUCAGAUUUAACCAUGUUAAUGGUUAUGAAAUAUCUUAUAUGUUAUUGAGAGUGUAGGAUUUUGAAGAACUGAGAAAUAACCUUAUCAUGUUGAAUGUAACAGCUCUGAGCUCUAAUUGGCUGGGACAAUUCUAUUUCAUAUUUCAUCAUAGCUUGACAGUAAAAGUGAUACUUCACCUGCCUGCAAAAAUGUAGAACUUUUCACACACAGUUCAUCAUUUCCCAGAUUUGCUUCCAUGUUGGUGCAUUAGUUCCUGUUGAAGAGCAGUAACUGGUUGGUAGCAUGCAUUUUGUAGCUUGGGAUUCUUUCCUAGCAGUCCAAUCUCUGCGUAGUUAUGGCCACUUCUAUUGAUAAUAAAAAAUAUACCAGAUGGGAUUCAAAUAAACAUAUUCUGUAUGGUUGUGACCCUUUAAGUGUGUCUUAAAACAACAGACUCUUCAGUCCAGGAGAGAUGCUCAUUAUAUAAAUAUCUUAAUUUAUAUGUGAUACAAUCAUAAACCACAUCUUGAAAUGUCUUGUUGCAGAUGCUAAAUGCAUUUAUGAAAGCAUGAAUCUAUACAAUUUAUGCAGAAUGAUGAAUUAAAAGACUAUAUGCAAUUAAAAAGGUGAAUAUGAAAUCAAAAUGAUUUUUGAACACAGAUACAAAUCUGCUGUUGUUGUUUUUAAAAAACCCCAACAUUUUCCUUAUGAAAAUGUACGGUAGAUUUUGACACAAAGUACAUGAAACCUAACUACAUAUAGUGGGAAUAAGUUGUAUAAAACCCCUUUCGUGGUAUAUUUCAUAAAAGCCAUGUCAAUUUGCACAGUCACUUAUGAAUUUGAGAUUGUUAAUCUCCAUAUGUUUUCCACAUGAUUGAUUAAAUGCAUAAUGGAAAUAGAUCUGUUAUUUUAAAACUUGGCCUGUACAUCUAUAAAACCAGAUUCAUUUUUGUGGUCACUACGGCACUUUCUGUGAAUUGGCCAAUAAAUAUAAUUUUAGAAUUUCACAUAAAA